AUGGAGUAUAUCAACCAAAUGAAGAAUCGCCGGCGCUCGUCGCAGGUCUUGCAAGCACCAAAGCCUGUUUUGACCGAAGAGGAGGAAGCCUAUUUGCGACAGGUUACUGCGCCCGAGAACGGGUCCAGUACUGUCGCAAAAAUACCAUCGUCCGGCUCUGAGGUACCUCCAGAGAGUUCUCACCAGCCCGUGUUGUACGAGGGUGCUGAACAAAUCCCUCUUCCUUCUUCGCCAACUGAGGAAUUUGGGAAGGAGCUAGGAGAACAAGGGCGAAGGGCAAGCCAGAUGUCUGGCGGCUCUGCAAGCAAAGAGUCGGAAUCUGCGAAACCACAAGACGUAGGGCCCCCAGAAAAGAAAAAGAAAAGAUGGAGUACUAUGUUCUGGAAGAAGAACGGAGACCCCAAGAAAGAUCAACAAAAAGAUUCCAUUAAAGAAGACACUUCUCCAUCUCAAACCAACGUUCCUCCAUCAGCGGCAACACCGACAGACAAUGGACAGGAGGCACAAAAGGAGAAAGAGGAUAUGAUAGAUAUCCUGGAACGAUUGAAUCUAGCAGCAGAUAACAACCGUGUCUUCUCCGUCAGCGACGAAACACAGGAACUGCUUCGCAAGUUCAAAUUGAUCUUCAAGGAUCUGGUCAAUGGUGUUCCCACAGCUUAUCGCGACUUGGAGAUGCUCCUGACGAAUGGCAAUCGCCAAUUACAAGACACAUACACUAAGCUGCCUGGUUUCCUCCAAAAGCUAAUCGAGAAGCUCCCUGAGAAAUGGACCGAGACUUUGGCACCAGAGAUGCUCGCUGUGGCGGGUGAACGGGCCGCUCAGAGUGGUGUAAACAUGGAAAACGUCGGCAAGGCCGCCGCGGCAGCCGAGAAGAUGGGAGUCAACAUUCCCAGCCUGAAGGAACUGGUUUCCAAACCUGCUGCGAUCGUGGGUAUGCUACGGUCUAUUAUGGCGUUUUUAAGAGCACGUUUCCCGGCCGUGUUGGGCAUGAACGUGCUCUGGUCAUUGGCAUUGUUCAUUCUUUUGUUCGUUCUGUGGUACUGCCAUAAGCGUGGGCGUGAGGUCCGUCUCGAGAACGAACGCUUGGUCACAGAAGAGGAGAUCAACAGGAUGAAUGAGGAUCCCUCUGAAGCCAGAAUACGUCCCACUGAGACUUUCACGACCACGGCACCUCAAGGAGCUUCGGCCGAGGAGAUCCGAGAGGGUGUGCGGAAAGUGGAACAAGCCCGGGCAUCCUCAGCAUUGGAAGCUGCAGCUUCGGAGCCCCAGAGUCCCAUGAGUCCCGCGGAGACCACUACUUCCUCUGCGGUCCCUACUCGAACCAAAUCACGUCUAUCUAUAUUUGGACGAGCGAAGACUGAACCGGGCCCCUCCUCUAACAUUGCUCCUUAUCCGGGAACUUAA
Molecule: messenger RNA, 1404 nt
Organism: Penicillium pulvis
Lineage: Eukaryota; Fungi; Ascomycota; Eurotiomycetes; Eurotiales; Aspergillaceae
Exons: 3
Coding region: 1-1404 (467 amino acids)
Source: RefSeq, a predicted model, not a curated record